Messenger RNA from Drosophila ananassae, 2198 nucleotides. RefSeq names its product sodium/nucleoside cotransporter 2 (gene CNT1). Gene Ontology annotation, biological process: nucleoside transmembrane transport. The transcript is spliced from 6 exons. The coding region runs from base 122 to 2044 and encodes 640 amino acids. Gene Ontology annotation, molecular function: nucleoside:sodium symporter activity. Gene Ontology annotation, cellular component: membrane. The record is from RefSeq and is a predicted model, not a curated record. NCBI's taxonomy places the organism in Eukaryota, Metazoa, Arthropoda, Insecta, Diptera, Drosophilidae.
CCAAUACUGUCAAAACAGUAGUAAAACACUGUCCCUUUCGAUUAGUCAGAAAAAAUUCUUUGUCUCAUUUUAUUUUUUUUUUUGUUUUUGUAAAUUUUUAUCAUUUUCAAGAAAGUCAUCGAUGGCAGAACCGGCACCUGCUGAGGAGUCAGAGGAGAAGCCGAAGCCAAGAUGGCGGCGGAUUCUUGAGCGCGUUAUUCUUAUUUUUAUUCAUUUACUAUUCAUUGCAUAUUUUAUAGCUGCCACAGUAAUAUACAUGGGCUAUGAUCAGGAUAACGACAAGUGCUUUCCACCGAUUGAAUACAAUACAACUACAGAAGGAACUACUACGCCAUUAGAAGAACAACCUCAACCGGAUCAACCUCAAGAGCCGGAUCCCGAGGCGAAUCCCGAAGGGGAAGGCGGAGGUGCAGGGCCGGCGGAGGUUACCACAGAAACUACCUCUGAGGGUCCCUCAACAACACCUCCGCCCAAACCAAAGUUUGUUCCAUUCGUUCUGUGUAGCAUCAACUGGUGCCAUGGCUACGGAUCCCUAGUAGUAAUCUUUGUUAUCUUUCAUAUACUUUGGAUAUACUAUGUCCUUUUCAAACCAUUUAUUGGCCGAAAAUUAUAUAAUGAUCACAUUGAUGGCAUGAUCGAUAAAUGGAUUGAGUUUAGAAGCAAAAUCCUAGUCUCUAUCGUAAUGCUGGUUGUUGUAAUCGUCCUAUCAACGCUUUAUUUAAUAUUCGAAUGCCGAGAUGACUGGGGAAAGACUAGGGGCCUGGCCGGACCUAUUGUAUUUAUCGCCGUCGGAUUUGCCGUGUCCAAACACCACAAAAUGGUUCCAUGGAGAAUCGUGGUACACGGCCUCCUGGCACAACUUCUGUUUGCCAUUUUGUGUCUUCGAUGGGAAUUCGGAAGGUCGGUUUUUCAAUGUAUGGGUGAAAAGGUGACUACAUUUCUUAGCUUUGCCCGGUUCGGAGCCCGCUUUGUGUAUGGGGACCGCAUUGUCGACGAAUUCGUGUUCGCUUUUGCCAUACUUGCGGUGGUAUUCUUCUUUAGUGUGGUCACCUCCAUUCUCUACUAUCUUGGCUGGAUGCAAGCAUUCCUCGGCGUUUUAGGAUCCCUACUGCAGUCAACCGUUGGCACUACAACGUGCGAAAGCGUUAACGCCGUGGGCAACAUAUUUUUAGGAAUGUCUGAGAGUCCGCUGAUGAUACGUCCCUAUAUUAAUGUACUUACGGUAAGCGAGCUGCACUCAAUUUGCGUUUGCGGCUAUGCAACAGUUGCCGGAUCUGUGCUAGGGGCGUUUGUCUCUUUUGGGGCUAAUCCAGCUUACCUGAUUGCUGCCAGUGUCAUGGCUGCACCAAGCGCCUUGGCAUUUUCCAAGCUCUUUUAUCCUGAAACCGAGGAGUCCCAAACUAGGGCUGACAACAUUAAACUGGCCAAAUCGGAGGACCAGUCAAUCCUGGAUGCUGCAGCAAGUGGCGCCCAAAAUGCUAUGCUUAUUGUUUUGGGAAUCGUGGCGAACAUAAUUGCUUUUUUGGCGAUUGUAUUUUUCUUUAAUGCUGUUGUUCAAUGGAUUUUCGAACUACUGGACAUAAGUGAUGUGACCCUACUGGUUAUUCUCUCAAAAAUGUUUUGGCCUGUUGCCUUUAUUAUGGGCGUACCCCUAAAGGACUGUUCGAUUAUUGGCUUGGUGAUUGCUGAGAAGUCUCUAAUAAAUGAAUUUGUCGGCUACAAGCACUUGGGAGAGCUUACACAAGCAAAUGAAAUCGAUCAUAGAAGUGAAGCAAUAGCCACAUUUGCCCUAUGCGGAUUCGCUAACCCCGGAUCCCUAGGAAUUCUGAUUGCCGCCCUCAGUGCCAUGGCACCCAGUAGAAGACCGGACAUUACUAGAGUGGCUGUCCGUGCCUACUUUGCCGGAAGUUUUGUAAGCUUUACUUCCGCUGCUCUUGCAGGUAUACUCGUCAGAGAAGACAUGCAUCAUAAAGAUGAUUCCAAAUUCAUCGAUAUAGAUUCCGAUUCAGAGGACUAUGUUGAUCAUCACAUGCUAAAUAUAUAGACCAAACUACUAGCAUAAUAAUACCAGCACAAUACCAUUCCAAAUUUAUGAAAGUUUAUCAUGCUCUAUAGUUUUUCUGAAACUUGACCAAAUUGUAUAUCUAGCUUUGAACUAAAAGUUUUAUACUUUAAAUUAAAGGUAGAUUUCAAAAUGA